UAUUUGGCGCUACCUUAAAGUCACGUGUCAUCAUGGUAUAAUCAUAUGCUUAUUUGUUUUUAAACGACGUCCAACUCUCACUACUCUUAACCAUCAACACAUACUUUUAUUUCUAAACCAAUAGAAGCCCUCGUGAUGGAGAAGCAAGAAGCAGAGCUUAUCUUCAUCCCUUUCCCGAUCACCGGACACCUUCUCGCCACCAUCGAACUCGUAAAAAUUAUCCUCAGCCACGACCCUCGUCGGAUCAACACCAUCACCAUCCUCAACUGGGGUUUACCUUUCCUCCCUCAGUCCAACAACGACGCUUCCCUCCAGUCCCUAGCCAAGUCAGAGCCUCGAGUCCGUAUCGUCGCUUUACCCGAGCUCGCAAACCCUCCACCGAUGGAGUUCUUCGUAAGAGCUCCCGAAGCUUACCUUCUUGAAUUCGUCAAGAGAAUGGUUCCUUUGGUGAGAGACGCUGUCUCGACUCUCUUGUCUUCUUCCCGUGAUGGAUCAGACUCGGUUCGCGUCGUGGGAAUUGUCCUCGACAUGUUCUGUGUCCCUUUGAUGGAUGUCGGAAACGAGUUGUGCCUCCCUUCGUACAUUUUCCUCACUUGUAGCGCCGGUUUUUUGAGUUUGGCGAAACACAUCCCGGAGAGGCACCUUCGUGUGAAGUCCGGAUUCGAUCGGAGCUCCGGCGAGGAGGAGAAUACUGUUCCUGGAUACGUCGCCUCCGUUCCGACCAAGGUUUUGCCACUUGGUCUGCUCACGAGCGAGUCCUACGACGCAUGGGUCGAUAUGACCGGAAGGUUUCAUGAAGCUAAGGGUAUUUUGGUAAAUUCGUCUAUUGCUAUCGAGCCUAACGCCUUUGGUUAUUUCGAUCGUAUACCAGUAAAUGAAUACCCACCCGUUUACCCAGUGGGUCCGAUUCUCUGCUUCAACGACCGUCCAAUUUUGGACCCGUUGGAGCGAGAUCGGGUCAUGACGUGGCUCGACGAGCAACCAGAGUCAUCCGUAGUGUUCCUCUGUUUUGGGAGCUUGAAGAAUCUCGCUGCGACUCAGGUUAAGGAGAUAGCUCAAGCUCUAGAGAUCGUCGGCUGCAGGUUCCUCUGGUCGAUUCGAACAGACCCGAAGGAGUACCCAAACCCGUUUGAAAUUUUACCAGACGGGUUUAUGAACCGGGUCUCGGGUCUGGGCUUUGUGUGCGGUUGGGCUCCACAAGUUGAGAUUCUGGCCCAUAAAGCAAUCGGAGGAUUUGUGUCUCACUGCGGUUGGAACUCAAUACUUGAGAGUUUGCGUUUCGGUGUUCCAAUCGCCACGUGGCCGAUGUACGCGGAGCAGCAGUUAAACGCGUUCACGAUGGUGAAGGAGCUUGGUUUGGCCUUGGAGAUGCGUUUGGAUUACGUGCUAGCAGAUGGAGAAAUAGUGAAAGCUGAUGAAAUCGCUAGAGCCGUCCGAUCUUUAAUGGAGGGUGAAGAUGUGCCGAGGGGGAAACUGAAGGAGAUAGCUGAAGCAGCAAAAGAGGCUAUGAUGGACGGUGGAUCUUCGUUUGUUGCGAUUGAAAGAUUCAUCGACGAGGUGGUGGUAUCUGCUAUGGAUUGUUCCAAGUCUAGAGAAUACUAAAUCAUCUUACAUAUACUUGAUGAAAAAGUUGAAGUUGAGGAGAAAUAAAUAAAUAAUAUUAAAAGUCUA
Messenger RNA from Brassica oleracea var. oleracea, 1671 nucleotides. Its product is annotated as UDP-glycosyltransferase 71C2-like. The transcript has a single exon. Gene Ontology annotation, molecular function: UDP-glycosyltransferase activity. The coding region runs from base 136 to 1602 and encodes 488 amino acids. Lineage: Eukaryota; Viridiplantae; Streptophyta; Magnoliopsida; Brassicales; Brassicaceae. The record is from RefSeq and is a predicted model, not a curated record.